GAGAGAAGGGGAGGGACUACGAAUCUUCUGGGACCGGCUGAGAGAGCCCUCCUUCACCUCCAGGUGGAACCCCUUUGCCACCGACUACCCCUACAUCACCUUCACGUACCACCCUGUGAGAAACAUCGACGACACGUUCACUGCCCUCUGCGACAUCCAGAACUUUCGUGAGAAGCUCAAGGAUGCAGCCCAGAAAGCCCACGUCACAAAGCCCGUUCCCGGUAAAGCCAAUGGCGUCCUGGUUCUGAACCAGCCGAUCCACAUCGACACCUAUGUGGGCGCCAUGUCUUUCCUUGGGAACCAGAACAAACUGGGCUACAGCAUGGCUCGAGGAAACAUCGGCAUCUAAACUCUAACAUUUAAUGAAAUAGAUUUGCUACUUUUCGUACUGCUGGCUCUAAGUUCAGUCUCCUACUGUUUACAGAGAAGACUGACCAGAGAUUUUUCCAAGUCUACUUCUGUUUCACAGGAUUCUUGAGAUGUUCUGUGUGCCAUUUAAACUGUGUGAUCGUCCCCACUGCUUAUUGCCACUGUGUGCUGUCUGACUACUCAAGAAAUAUCCACAUUUCAGCACCACUCUUCACAGGAUGACGGAUCCCCACUACUCUCAAGGAGCUUUGUAUUUGCUCCUCAGUGAUAUGGUAAUUCAACUCUUUUGCAAUGGGACUCCUUUCUUCCUCCCCCGGUGUCUCUGGUAAAAGCUCAUUCCCAUGCCAUUCAGCCCCUUAGAGAUUCACUGGAGCAUGGGGCCACAUUUGUCAGCAUAGUUUUAUCAGUCGUAGUGUAUUUUUACAGUGCAUACAGUGCUGGAAUUUCCCCUUGAUUUGUACAUUUACUAUGCAGCACUGUGCCUUGUUUGACAUCGUGUGUGUAACAUAUAAAAACAUGAUCUUACAGAUUUUGCCCCCUUUUGUUUUUAAGUGUUGUGAAAUAUGCAGACUUUUCAUGCUCUGUUUCUGUUCGGUGUACUUUCAUCAUGCAAACACCUCCUAAAGGAGGGAUCCACUCUGGCUGAUUUGGCGGCGCCUCUAGUUACUGGUGGUAACAGCAAGUGUGGUUUAACACGGCAGCAAACAUUCACUAAGCCGCUACAACAACACAAGAGCAGCCGGUGUGUCUGGUUAAAAUGCAACCAAACCAACCCAAAUUAUGCUGAUAAAGAAGUAAUUACAUUUUUUUUUUAAAAUGCAACCCGAGUAAAAAUCUGUUACUUACCAAGCAGGCCUUCAUGUAUGCUAAAUUUUCAUGCGAGAAAAUCGGAUUUUGUGCUCCAUAAGACUCCCUACAAUGUGUCAGUAGUGUAUCCGUUUUGAAAAUGACUAAAAGUAAAACUGUUACCUUGUUUUGUA
Messenger RNA from Stegastes partitus (bicolor damselfish), 1349 nucleotides. Its product is annotated as tumor protein p63-regulated gene 1-like protein. The transcript is spliced from 2 exons. The record is from RefSeq and is a predicted model, not a curated record. NCBI's taxonomy places the organism in Eukaryota, Metazoa, Chordata, Actinopteri, Pomacentridae. Gene Ontology annotation, cellular component: cytoplasm. The annotation marks the transcript as partial.